GAGAAAUGGGGGAAAAGCAAAGUAGGCUGGCAUUCGAAGCGAAGACCCAGUGAUCCAUCGAUAACCACACCAAGUGAUCCGCUAAAGGAUUACAGCCAGAGGGCUAAAACCAGGACGAAGACGAAGAAGACGAGAACGAAAUCGAAACCGAAAACGAGGACGAGGACGAAGGCGAAGGCGGAGCGAAGCGGUGCUGAGAGUUGGAAGCUGUCCUCGAGGAGCUCUUCCCGGAGGCUGAAGAAAUGUAUUCGGCGGUAAAGCCGCUGUCCAAGUACCUGCAAUUCAAGUCCAUACGCAUCUACGACGCCGUUUUCACCAUCCAUUCCAAGUGCACCGUGGUGAUCCUGCUAACCUGUUCGCUUCUCCUUUCGGCGCGGCAGUACUUUGGGGAUCCGAUUCAGUGCAUCAGCGAGGAGAAGAACAUCGAGUACAUACAGUCCUACUGCUGGACCAUGGGCACCUACAUCCUUAAGCUGGACAACAACUUUGGCGAACAGCAGCUCCAGCCGCCGCCAGUUCAUCCGGACCAGGAGGCAAUCACAUCCGCUGACGAGUCAAUAUCAUCCUCCCCUUCGACUGCAAGUGCCUUGCCGAAAUCCCGCCAGAGGUACCGCUCGCGAUCGAGUCUCCGGAGAUUGGGGGAAUACAAUGAGGCCUAUGCGAGGGCCAUGUCGAUAGCCGAGGGCGUGGGACCCGAGAUCCGUGGCGAGUCGGAGCGGGAGUACCUGCGCUACUACCAGUGGGUCAUCAUCCUGCUGCUCUUCCAGUCGUUCGUCUUCUACUUCCCCUCCUGUCUGUGGAAGGUGUGGGAGGGCCAGCGGCUGAAGCAACUCUGCUCGGAAGUGGGGGAGGCACUCCUCUCCGAGGAGACCUACAACACGAGGCUCCGCCUGCUGGUCAAGUACUUCACCACCGACUACGAGGACAUGCACUUCUGCUACAUGGCCAAGUACGUCAGCUGCGAGGUGCUCAACUUCCUCAUCAGUGUGGUGAACAUAAUCGUUCUGGAGGUGUUCCUAAAUGGUUUCUGGUCGAAGUACAUGCAUGCCUUGGCCACCAUUCCGUUUUACGACUGGGACCGCUGGAACCGCGUCUCCUCGAGCGUUUUUCCCAAGAUCGCCAAAUGCGAAGUGCUGAAAUUCGGAUCGAGUGGCACGGCAAACAUCAUGGACAACCUGUGCAUCCUGCCGCUGAACAUCCUGAACGAGAAGAUCUUCGUGUUCCUGUGGGCGUGGUUCCUGCUGAUGGCCCUAAUGUCCGGACUGAAUCUCCUCUGCCGGCUGGCGAUGAUCUGCAGCCGGAACUUGCGGGAGCAGAUGAUUCGCAGCCAGCUGCGCUUCAUGACCAAGCGGCAUGUGCAGCGCGCCCUGCGCGACUUAACCAUCGGUGAUUGGUUUCUGCUGAUGAAGGUCAGCAUCAAUGUCAAUCCCAUGCUCUUUCGCGAUCUCAUGCAGGAGUUGUGCGAGCUGCGCACCUCCUCAUCGGUCAGCACUUUGGAAAGCGCCGUCUAGUGUCCGAUAUUUCGCUCAGGAUCGGGAUCAGAAGUUCCCCAGACCCAGACUCUCCAGUUCGAGAUCACCUCCUCCAUCGGCUGCCCACGUGGAUGAUCCCCGCCCAAAAAGGCGGGACACGCCCAUUUGACGUUGCCGUCGUUCGUUCAUUCAUUUCCUCACUGCCCCUUUCAACACAUUGUGCUUGUGUCUCAAAAAACAUGGCAUCCAAAACACACCAUCCAUAUUACUAUUAAUCUAAGCAGGACCUACAUAUUUGCCUAAUGAAAUCUGUUUUUAAAAUCGAAUACAUUUUAAAAUUUGUGGUUUCACUUUGUAAAAUUGCUAAUUUUAAUUAAUUUUCUAACAAUCGAUUAAAACACUAACCAAUGAA
Molecule: messenger RNA, 1884 nt
Organism: Drosophila ficusphila
Lineage: Eukaryota; Metazoa; Arthropoda; Insecta; Diptera; Drosophilidae
Product: innexin inx5
Exons: 3
Coding region: 243-1511 (422 amino acids)
Biological process (GO): phototransduction
Cellular component (GO): plasma membrane; gap junction
Molecular function (GO): gap junction channel activity
Source: RefSeq, a predicted model, not a curated record